UUGGCCUAAACAAAAUUGUUCAUUGUAGUUUUGAAGAACACACAAAGAACACAUUAUGUCUUGAGUAUGGGAACUGCUACAGAAACGUAUCGACAAAGUUUUCUUCGUGAUAUGAUUCUAUGAUUUUGAAACUGCCUUCACGAAAUUACAUUUAGUUAUGGACGCCCUCUAUUGAGGAUAUUGGCGUUUUGGUAAAACGGCGUUUUCUUUAAGUCAAAAGGGGGUGACCAAUUAAUUUUCAUUUUACAAGUACAGCCUAGUGACUGGCGCCACCCCUGAUAAACUGAGGUUUUAGGGCUAAAAGGGUAAUUUGGACUUUUCAGACCUCUAAAGCUAUCUUUUCACUGAUUGUAUCUAACAAAGAGCCAUUAUUUUUGAUAACAUUUCCUGUUUAUUUGGCCAUUGAGCAUAGAUUGAGCAAAGAGCUUGGAAUAAGUGGUUACUUUGGAAGUCAAAAUCCCUUAAAGUGUGUACCGAUAUUCUUCGUUGAAACUUUUUGAAUGCGCGGAAAAUAGAAUGAAAACAAAGACGAUAAAUAGGCAAACUUUCUAAGGUCCACAAGAUCAAUUUCAGAAUUUCUCCCCUUUUUUUAUCUGCCAUAAAUAUCUGUAAUAUUAUCUGAUUUCUGAACGAGUGGAGGCUAAUAACUAGGGAUCCCCAUCCUUUCAAAUUUCAUAUAUUCGUUAACGCGCAUCUAUAAUCGACGUUCUACCGAAAGUUAAUAAUUGGCUUGGGUUUGUCUGUGAACCUGGUAGUCCUAAUUAUAAAAAGAAUAUAUGCAAGCGGCUUCUCAAAGAGGAAAAUUAUCAUUCGCCUCUUAAGGAUGCGGGGGCGCAAUGGUUGUUGCGGAGUUAUUCAAUAUGACGUCAUAUUGAUAAAACGAACUAACAUGACGAUUUAUUCUUUACCUAAUUAGCAAAGUUUUUCAGAUAUGCUUAGCUUAUCAUACUUUGAUGAUUGCAAAAGAUUUCGAGAAUAUUUUUGACAAAAGAAGAAAGUAAUUUGAGGAAGAUGGGGAAUAUUUUCUCUUGCUGCGCAAGUAGAAAAUCGUGUAAAGUUGAGCCGUUUGAAAAGAAGGUUUCGCCAGUUAAUCGCAGUCCGCCGUCCAUUGAGAAAUCUCGCGCGAAGGCCACCGCUGACAUGAAGGCCAUCGAACAGAUGUUUGCAGCCAAUUGUCAAGCGAAAGCGGUCAAUGAGGUGGACAAUGUCGAAGACAGCAGCAGUGAAGAUGCUGUAUCUAUUGGAACGCGCCCGAGAAACCCAAGUCCACCUUCGAACGAGGGAUUGAGGACACCUGAAAUACUCGAGGCAGCGCACUUACAAGACGGAAGUUCGGAAGCUUCAACGCCGUCUAUUCAAGAAGUUAACGGGGUAGUCCCUGAAAGAAUUGGGCACCAAAAUAAUGUAAAUACUUAUCUGCUUUAUAUGUAUCGCUUAUUACCCUUUCUCGGGAUAUGUAGCGUUAUAUUUCACAUCGAAGAAUCAGUCUUGAUAGUACGACACAUAGCAUAAAUGAAAUAAACAUCUAUUGUUGGGUUGAGUAAAAUGUUUCUUGGUAUAAAAGGGGCGUGACUUAAUAAUGAUGGGCACUAUAUGAAACCACAAGAUCAAAAAUAUUUGUAGCCUUUAGGCCACGAAGUUACCAUUUAAUUUUGUUUUUCUGCUCAAUAACACAGAGACAAAGAUGUAAGAGCACCAUUUAUAAAUUAGAAGAGCAUCUGUAUGGAAAAAAACUACAUUUUAGAAUGGUAUUAAAAAGAUUUUUGGAAAAAGUAAAAAAUAAUGCAUCCAUUGAUAGAUAUAUACUGUUAUGAUUCAGGAAAUGCAAGAAGAGGACGAAAAGUUCGUCCCAGUACAAGACAGAAGCCAAUUAGAGAAUCCACAAAACACUGGAGCAGGAAGAGAAACUGGGUCAGAAGAAGAAAAUAUAGCUGAACUGAAGGAGAGUUUUCCGGUAAACGAUCAACACAGUCAGCUUAUAGUUGAGCACUUUGAAACAGACGCUGUGCCUGGAGAAGCUGCAGGUGUAACUGCCAGUGACUUGAUAAAGGAGGAACCAGUGAAAAAGGGCAGUUCAAAGGUUCCAUUCUAUCCAUACAAACAGGAGUCAAAACAGGCACAGCAAGGUACCUACGGCGGAUGCCAGGAAACAGGACGUUCCAGACGAAACCGAGUCAUAGUGGUACAAAGCUAUGGAAGCAGUGCAGGUGCUAGAAAUGAGAUCUACGGCAGGCCAAUGGCUUCAUACAGUAGACACUUAGUGGGUGAGGUGAAAAGGAAUGAACAGUUCAUGAAUCAAAGCAUAAAUGGGAUGCAAGAGCAUGGAAAUUUGACCCAGGACCCGCUAAGGCCUGGCUAUGGCACAAGAGGCCUCCAGCUGGGAGGCAAUUCUCUUAUGUUGGCCCGGAGUUAUGAGGAUGCUUGGCGCAACAUGAGAGGCCUUACAAGCCCUACUGAGCCAGAUGAAUUUGCCUUUUCCGACUGCACAAAUCUGUCAGCUCCAACGACACCAAACUUUGAGGUGGCAUCAAUGUCAAGCUCCCAGUGCUCACCUCGAGUACUGCCAGCACAAGGGGUGACAAACUUUCACCCGACGCAUGCUUUUGCCAACGACAAUGACUAUAUCUUCGAGGAAGAGGGUGAAGAAGAAAACGAAGACAGUGAAGUCAACGAUGAAGUUAGUGACACUGAUGACAUGUCAGAGGUAGCCCAGCCGGCAGUCUAUGAGCAAGUUGGUAAUGUGCGGCGUAUCACGGUGCAACCAGCUAAUGAAAGUUCCUAUGGCAUGCUAGAAGCAUUGCAAUGCCACCACGGAAAAAGGAAGUCAUUUUGUACAUUGUGUACACGCCCAACUGGGAGGGUUGGGAGAGAGUUUAAAGCGCAACAAGACAACUUCAAGCGCGAGAGAGAGGAGAAAAAACGAAAGAUGGUCAGAUUUGAAUAAAAAAACUUCACAGUGGCUCCAAAAAGUCAAAGCUUACAAGAGAAAUGAAAGUUUGGGUAAAACUAAAUAGAUUUGAUAAUACCUGGGCAAAGUUGAAGGGUGACUUGAUAUGCAAAAUAACUAAACUAUGAAAAGAGACUUUGAAGAUAAUAACCUUGAAGAGUAAUAGGUUUCAGAAAACUUAUGAAAGAAUGUUGCAGAUUUGGCAGAAAAAUCAAAUGAAUAUGGUUUUUAGAGGUAUAAAGUUUAAGAAAUUAGGGGGCAGUAUAAG
Messenger RNA from Rhopilema esculentum, 3215 nucleotides. RefSeq lists its product as uncharacterized. The record is from RefSeq and is a predicted model, not a curated record. Lineage: Eukaryota; Metazoa; Cnidaria; Scyphozoa; Rhizostomeae; Rhizostomatidae.